ACGAUGGCAAGUCACAGCAAAGCAGAUCCCCUCACUACCGGUCAGCGCGAGUACGCAGAGACAGACAGGAUGAUGGACAUGAAGCAGAUUCUCAUCUUUGGACUUUUCCUCGUGCCCGUGUGGACGUCCAAGUGCUAUGAAGAGCGCGAGCUGACCGAGGCAGCAGAGCGGAAGCUGCAGAACCGCUUCCCGCAGCCCGCGGACCCCUUAACCACCGCCACAUCCGGCUCACCUGCCUCCUGCCCGGUGGAGCUUUACCAAACACAGCCGCCCCCCCGGGACUACAGCGGCAGGUCCCUCUCCCCCUGGAGAUACAUACACGUAACAAAGGAGGACCACUUUCCCACCACCUAUGCUGAGGCUCAGUGCCUGUGUUCCGGAUGCAUCCUCUUCCAGGACAACUCGCAGCACCCGGAGCACAGCCUCAGCUACAACUCAGUCCCCUUAACGCAGAAAAGGGUGUUUCUCAAGAGGGAGCUCUGCAGCGACGGGAAUGAGAAAGUGAAGAGAUACCAGCUGAAGCCGGUUAAUGUGGAAGUAGCUGUGGGCUGUACCUGCGUCAGAGUCAACUACAGUUAAUGUUGUGUUUGUUUUAAAAUGCACCAAGUUCUCUUGAAAAAAAGUCUUAACUCAGGGGUGUGGAGUGCUACAGGGUGGCUUAGUGGGAUCGUUGGUCCAUGAUACCCUUGGGAUUGUGCAUGAGGACUUCAAAAGUCAUAGUCACAUCAGCCUUUUUUGGAGGCCUAUUUAUUGUCACAAUGACAUAAUUUAUAAUGUGUGUUUUGUAGGUCUCUGCAUAGUGCAGAAACUAGGUAUUUUAUCAUGUACUUCUGUUCAUACUGAUGACUUUGUCAUCGAAGAAAAUAGCUAUUGUAUAGUUUUGUAAAAUA
Molecule: messenger RNA, 890 nt
Organism: Morone saxatilis (striped sea-bass)
Lineage: Eukaryota; Metazoa; Chordata; Actinopteri; Moronidae
Gene: il17c
Product: interleukin 17c
Exons: 3
Coding region: 4-579 (191 amino acids)
Biological process (GO): inflammatory response
Cellular component (GO): extracellular region
Molecular function (GO): cytokine activity
Source: RefSeq, a predicted model, not a curated record